Molecule: messenger RNA, 512 nt
Organism: Saccostrea cuccullata (small rock oyster)
Lineage: Eukaryota; Metazoa; Mollusca; Bivalvia; Ostreida; Ostreidae
Product: carboxypeptidase N subunit 2-like
Exons: 2
Biological process (GO): cell surface receptor signaling pathway
Cellular component (GO): plasma membrane
Source: RefSeq, a predicted model, not a curated record
AUGUAUUUUCAAAAUGUUGUUUCUUUAAGAUUAAUAUCCGACAACAAGUUAACAACAAUAGAGAACAACACUUUUGAUAAUGUGGCAAGUUUAAGAGAACUAUGGAUUUAUGAUAAUCCGUUACAAUGUGAUUGCAAGUUACAAUACCUGAUCGAUUUUAUUAACUCUAGAACGCUCACACUUUACAAUGAUCCUCUCUGUGUCACUCCUGAUACCCUUAAGGGAACCCGGCUCCAAGAGGUAUCAUUUUCAAGCUUGACAUGUCUUCCUGAUGACAUAACCACUGAGCAAACCACUGGGCAAACUACUCAGCAAACCACUGGACAAACCACUAAGCAAACAGCUGAGCACACUACUCUGCAAACCAUUGAGCAAACAGCUGAGCAAAUCACUGAGCAAACCGCUGGCACCAAAAUGGAGAGCACAACAACUCCAAUACCGUCACUUGACAGGAUAACAACCAAUAUUAAUACGCUUAAUUCUUCUCCUUCAAAAGAAGGAAAACUAUCAAU